AUUACUACAAGUCUUGUAUCUUGUAUAUAUAUAUAUGGAGACACCAGAAAGAUUUUAAUCACGACUCAUAUCAAAGAAAACUAAGCCAAGUAUAUUUUUUACAUAAAAAAAAAUAUGCUUGACAAACUUAUCUCAGACUACGGGCAUGGAUACGGCAAUGGGUAUGGUCACAAGGAUUACGGAAGCAACGGCUACGGCUUUGAGGAGCACAAGCAGUACGCAUCUCAUAUGGAGUCACAAGGAGGCUACUUUGACCGUCAAGCCCGCUACGACCACAGCGUGAGGCUUCCAGCCAACCACGGCCGUCCACCCAUGCCUGUUUGUGAUGACGAUGACUCAGACGUUGAAGAAUUUUAUAAGAGCAGCCGAAGCCACCAAACUACUAUGUUACCGCACCACCAACAGCCACCUCAUAUGAACUUCAUGGCCCCACCUCCUAUGUCUCAACCAUACCACAAUGGAAAGAUGGGUAAUGGAUGGCAGGGGAGGCAUGAAGAUGCAUACCACGGCGGGCACGGGAUGCAGCACCACGGUGAGCAUGGGAUGAAGCAGCACGGUGCCUACGGAAUGAAGCACCAUGACAGGCUUAUGGCUCCUCAGGUAUCACCACAUCAUGUCUACAUGAACCCAAGCUAUGGCACUACUGGUAGUGGCCAUGCUGUAAUGGUCAAUGGUUCGGAAAACUGGCCUGUCGGCAACAGCGGUGGCGGCCAAUACAUGGCGGGGUGGGGGAGUAAGGGACUCUAACUGCAACCAACUACUCUACCGGUUCAAAAUAUAAGUAAUGAUUAUGUCUACUGAAUAAUAAAAUUAUAAUUAAGACGUGUGUGAUGAACAUGUUUUAGUAUCGUACUAAAACCAAACAUGGGACUUUUAACAAAAAAAAAAGAAAAGAAAGAAAGUGUUCUUGUUUGAUGAACUUAAGAUUACUAAAGAGUGUUGUUGUUUCUGCUUAUGUUGAAUAAAAGUGAUGCAAGUAUUAUCAAUUGAUUUUCC
This is a messenger RNA of Eruca vesicaria subsp. sativa (arugula), 996 nucleotides long. NCBI's taxonomy places the organism in Eukaryota, Viridiplantae, Streptophyta, Magnoliopsida, Brassicales, Brassicaceae. The record is from the annotation of a GenBank genome assembly.